AAGAAAAUAUUGGUAUGUUGCACGUUUGAUCUCGAAGCCCUUUUUGUGUGUCUGUCAAAACUAUACUUUUUUUUUCUUCUCUAUUUGAUUCCUGUUCAAUAGAGAGAGAAGAAAACAAACAUAAGAGAGAGAGGUUUGGAUCUUUUGAUGAAGCAAUAAGAGAAUAUCAGUCGAGUUUUAUUGUUGGAAGGGAGGAAAAGGAAGAUCAAAGAUGUUGCAGAGAGCUGCAAGCAAUGCAUAUUCAUGGUGGUGGGCAAGCCACAUCAGGACCAAACAGUCAAAAUGGAUGGAGCAAAACCUUCAAGAUAUGGAGGAAAAGGUGCACAAUAUGCUUAAACUGAUAGAAGAAGAUGGAGACUCCUUUGCCAAGAGAGCAGAAAUGUACUACAAAAAGAGGCCAGAGCUGAUACAUUUUGUGGAAGAAUUUUAUCGAGCUUAUCGAGCUUUGGCUGAACGAUAUGAUCAUAUUUCCACAGAGCUGCAGAAUGCCAACAAUACCAUUGCUUCUGUUUUUCCAGAACAAGUGCAGUUUGCAAUGGAAGAAGAGGAUGAGGAAUCAUCAAUACCUAGGUUUCCAAAGAAGCCUCCAGAGGUCUCAAAAGCCAAUAUUCCAAAGGUUCCAAAGAAUCCUAUCAAAGAUUUGAAGAGCGCCAUUGCAUCUGCUACAAAGAAAAUGCAGCCUAAGAAGCCGGCAAAAACAGCAUCUGCUCAUGCUGUUCACAAGUCCGGUUUGAGCAAGCCCGAGGCGCUUGAGGAGAUUGACAAGCUUCAGAAACAAAUUCUGGCACUUCAGACAGUGAAAGAGUUUACAAAGAGCUCUUAUGAGAGUGGGCUUGCAAGGUACUGGGAAACUGAGAACCAAAUUAUGGAAAUGCAAGAAAGAAUUUGCAGUUUGCAGGAUGAGUUUGGUGCAGGCAUGGUCAUUGAGGAUGAAGAAGCCCGGACUAUGAUGGCAGCAGCAGCUCUGAAAUCAUGCCAAGAAAUGUUGGCUCAGUUGCAAGAGAAACAAGCAAGAUCAACCGAGGAAGCACAAGUGGAGCGUGGAAAGAUUAAGAAUGUCUGCGAGAAGUUUGAGUCUCUCAAAAUCGAGUAUGGUCAGAUUGCGGAGAAAAGACCAUCUGCAGAAAAUAAAGCUAAGCAAGCAGUGGAAGAGGUGAGAAGUGUAAACGACCAAGAGCAGACUGAUGCACAAGAGAAGGACUUGGAACUGUUAAGAGAGAAAAUUAAGGAACACUUUGAAAUUGGUUCUAAUGCAUCUCUCACUGUAACAGAACUAGCGGAGAAGAUUGAUGAGGUUGUGAACAAGGUGAUCAGCCUAGAAAGUGCAAUCUCUUCACAGACAGCUCUCAUACAAAGAUUACGAACAGAGACAAAUGACCUUCAAUCCCAUAUUCAGACCUUGGAGGCUGAUAAGGCAACAUUGGUCAAUGGCAGAAAUGAUAUGAGCAAUAAGCUGAAGGAGAUGGAAGAAAAGUUGCACAAGCUUCAGGCUCUGAACCAGAAUGUCGAAGAUCAGGAAAACAAUCUACAAACUCAUUUUACUGAAGCAGAAUGCAAUCUCAGCCACCUUUCUGAGAAACUGCAUAGUGUGAAGCCAGAUGAGGAGCUUGAGAAUUCGGUUCCACCACGAAGAGUAGAUGACGCUUCCGCAGUCAAAUCAAAAGAACAGGGAAGCACUGUGAAUCCUGGUGAUGAUUUCAAAAAACAGGCAGAUAAGAAGCCACACGAGGUGCUCAAGACUUCACAGCCUUCAGAAAAAGAAGAGGAAACCCGCACUGAAGUUGGACUGCCAAAACAGUCUGCUGAAGAAGAAUUGAAAUUGAACCACCACUAUGGUUCUGACAAUGCUACAGAUAUUGUCAAAAUGGAGGAAGAAAAUAAAAAAGAUUGCGAUAUUGGAAACUCUGACGGGACCUUAGAAGAAGAUGUAAAUCAAUCCAGGACGAAGAAUGACCCUGAAAAUCUUUCAGAGGCAUUUGAAGACCCGAAACUGCCAGAAGUCAUUGAUAAACAAGUUUUGCCUCAGAAAAUGGAUAAUCUUCUCACAGUUGAAGCACAGGAAGAGGCAAUAAAGCGAGAGGAUGAGCCGAACUGGAAGGAGUUGUAUAUGAAUGGUAUGGAGAAUAGAGAAAAGGUUCUGUUGACAGAGUAUACCACAGUUCUUCGCAAUUAUAAGGAUGUCAAGAAGAAGCUGAGCGAGGGAGAGAAGAAACCCGAAGCAGACAAGAAACCUGGGGACGCACUCUUUGAUAUGAUGUUGCAGCUAAAAGAAAUGAAGAGUGCCAAUACCAAGAAGGAUGAACAGAUACAAUUACUACGUCAGAAGCUGACCCUUCUACAAGCUGGCUUGGGUGAUGAUAGCUUGUCUGAUGAUCGAUCUGAGAAACCAACGGAGAGAGACUUGACAGAAGACAUUGAUGUGAUUCUAGUAGAACAACCUGUGACUUCAGAAAUUGAAGACAGGUUUCGGAUAAACAUCGAUGAACUCCUCGAGCAAAACUUGGAUUUCUGGCUAAGGUUCAGCACUUCGUUCCAUGAGAUACAAAAAUUCGAUACUGAGGUGAAAGACUUGCAGGGUGAGAUAUCAAAGCUUCAGGAGAAACGAAAGAAGCAAGAAGGAAGCAGUGCCGCAAAAUAUUCUCUCACAUCAGAUGUUCGGCCACUAUACAAGCACUUGAGACAAAUACAGACUGAACUAACACUCUGGCUGGAGAAAAGUGUGCUCUUGAAGGAUGAACUCGAGAGCAGAUUCUCAUCUUUGUGUGAAAUUCAGGAAGAAAUAACAAAGGCUUUGAAGACAAGUGCUGAAGAUGAUGACUUCAAGUUCACAAGUUAUCAAGCUGCAAAGUUUCAAGGUGAAGUUUUGAACAUGAAGCAAGAGAACAACAAAGUUGCUGAAGAAUUGCAGGCAGGUUUGGAUCACAUCACAAAUCUCCAACUAGAAGUUGAAAAGACUAUGGAAAAUUCGAGCGAGGAAUUUGGGCUUUCCGGAUCAAAGAAUCACCAAAAUAUCCAGCUCGAACAUUCAGACAGUAAAUCCAGAGUUCCUUUGCGGUCAUUUAUUUUCGGUGUGAGAGCAAAAAAGCAGAAGAAUUCGAUCUUCUCCCGCAUGCAUCCUGCCUUGCAUAGGAAAUACAAUGGUUUCAGAUCAGGACUUCAUUAGAUUGUUUCACCAUGUGUUUAUUUAUCUACAAUUUACUUUUCAAGUAGUUUCUCUUAUUCUUUUUUAUUUUUUGAUGGUAUAUUAAAAGAAGCCAGAACCUUCUCCGUUCUCCUUUUCAUUUUUGAACAGUGAAGGAUACAUUUUGUGUGUUGUAAAGAUUUUUAUAGUUUGAUAUUCUUAACACAACAAUCCAUUCCAGUUUUGCA
This is a messenger RNA of Tripterygium wilfordii, 3369 nucleotides long. Its product is annotated as protein NETWORKED 2D-like. The transcript has 2 exons. The coding region runs from base 212 to 3163 and encodes 983 amino acids. The record is from RefSeq and is a predicted model, not a curated record. Gene Ontology annotation, molecular function: actin binding. NCBI's taxonomy places the organism in Eukaryota, Viridiplantae, Streptophyta, Magnoliopsida, Celastrales, Celastraceae.